Molecule: messenger RNA, 2666 nt
Organism: Drosophila suzukii
Lineage: Eukaryota; Metazoa; Arthropoda; Insecta; Diptera; Drosophilidae
Gene: Nsun2
Product: tRNA (cytosine(34)-C(5))-methyltransferase Nsun2
Biological process (GO): tRNA methylation
Cellular component (GO): nucleus; cytoplasm
Molecular function (GO): tRNA binding; tRNA (cytidine-N5)-methyltransferase activity
Source: RefSeq, a predicted model, not a curated record
CAACACUCGACCGCCAGUAUUGCCAGACAACCGGCGAACACGUUUUAUUUGUUUCGGCGAAAUAAAUAAACGUUGCUUUACUUUUUUUUUUAACUUAAUCGCUUGAUAAAGCAGCACUAGCUCAAUCUUGAUAAAUGGGACGAAACAAGAAGCAAAAUCCCUUUGCGGCCCGCAAACGUCAAAAGCGGGAGAACGGUCCCGAGCGCCCCGAUCGCAGAGCUCUGCCGUACGAGGAGAUAAAGAGGGACAAUGCCUUCUUCAUCAAGUACUACCACCUGCAGAAGAUCUGCUCCAGCGAGGAGGAGUGGUCGCAGUUCCUCGAGUCCAUCAGGGACAACCUGCCCACCACUUUCCGGGUGACGGGAUUCAAGGACGAGGCCAAGGCCCUGCUCUCGAUCAUAGAGACGCAGCUGUUCACCGAGUAUGUACGGGCGGUGGCCGAGCUGCACCAGAAGGCGCCCGAGGAGGUGGAGCGUCCGCUGUGCCUGCCCUGGUAUCCCAACGGGCUGGCCUACCAGCUGCACCUCACCCGCAAGGACAUUCGCCGCUCGGAGCCGCUCUACCGGCUGCACAACUUCCUCAUUGUGGAGACAACGGCGGGCGGAAUCAGCCGGCAGGAGGCCGUCUCCAUGAUCCCCCCGAUUGUCCUCGAUGUCCAGCCCACGGACAAAGUUCUGGACAUGUGUGCCGCGCCGGGCUCCAAGACGGCCCAGCUGAUUGAGGCUCUGCAUGCUGCCCCCGAGGAGCACAAGAUCCCGCCCGGCUUUGUGCUGGCCAACGAUGUGGACAACAACCGCUGCUACAUGCUUGUCCACCAGGCCAAGCGCCUGAACUCGCCCUGCCUGCUGGUGACCAACCACGACAGCAGCGCCUUCCCCAAUAUGCUGACCACCCAGCCGGAUGGCUCCAAGGCCAUCCUCAAGUUCGACAAGAUCCUGUGCGAUGUGCCCUGCUCUGGCGACGGCACUCUGCGCAAGAAUCCUGAUAUUUGGCUCAAGUGGAACCUGGCCCAGGCCUACAAUCUGCACGGCAUCCAGUACCGGAUCGUGCGACGUGGCGCCGAAAUGCUGGAGGUGGGCGGCCGCCUGGUGUACUCUACCUGCUCGCUGAACCCCAUCGAGAACGAGGCGGUGCUGCAGCGCAUCCUCAAAGAGGCCGACGGAGCCCUGGAGCUGGUGGAUGCGGGGCACUUGGUGCCGGGCCUCAAGUACAAACCCGGCAUGACCGACUGGAAGCUGGCCACCAAGGAGGUGGACCAGAUCUUUACAAGCUUUGACCAGGUGCCUGAGAGUCUGCACACCAUUAUACGGCCCGGCAUGUUCCCGCUGCCCGCCGACGAGAUGGCCAAGAUCGGGCUGGAGAAGUGCCUGCGUGUGCUGCCGCAUCUGCAGGACAGCGGCGGCUUCUUUGUGGCCGUCCUGGAGAAGCGCCGUCAGCUGAGCUUCGAAAAGAACGAUGUGGUGGAGGUGGUUGAGCAGAACGAAAAGGCCAAGGAGCCGGCAGCUGAGCCGCAGCUGGAUGAGGAGGGCAAGCCCAUUGAGGAGAAGUCCGUGCCUUGGGGACCGCAGCGGAAAAAGCGACGCCUGCAUGGCUACAAGGAGGAUCCUUAUGUGUUCUUUGGCGAGAACGAUGCCGACUACGAGGCCAUCAAGGAGUUUUACCAGCUGGACGAAGCCCUCAACCAGCGAUGCCUUCUGACGCGUUGCAUCACAGACAAGAAGAAGAAUAUCUACUACUGCUCGGAACCCAUCCGCGAUUUGGUGCUCAACAAUGAGCACAACAUCAAGAUCAUCAACACGGGCGUGAAGACAUUCGUGCGCUGCGAGAACCGACACACGGUGCAUCCGUUCCGUUUGGCCCAGGAGGGUCUGCAGACCUCGAAUGCUUUCAUGGGCGCCAACAGGCGAAUCCAGGUGGAGCGGGAAGAUCUGGUGAUGAUGCUCAACUGCACCGAUCCCACACAGCCGCCGUCGACGCACGAACUGAGAAAGGAAACGCAGGAGCGUUGCAAGGAAUUGGGAGUGGGCAGCUGCAUCCUCAAGUACGUGGACGAGCGGUUCACCCUGUACACGGUGGGUUGGCGCGGCACCUCCAGCCUGCGCGCCUAUGUGCACAAAGACGAGACCAUCCACAUCCUGCGACUGCUGGGCGCCGAUCUCAGCAAGUUCGAGACCAACAAGUACGAGGAUGCGAGAAUCGCGGCUGCUGCUGCGGCAGAGGCAGCUGCAGAAGCUGGCAAGGAUGCCGAAGGAUCCGAGUCCUCGGGCGAAGGUGCCGCCGCGGAGUCCGCAUCCCCUGACAAUGGUGCUGCAGAUGCUGCCGAAUCAACGACCACGCCCAUGGACACCGAAGAGGUGGCCACGAAAAGCUAGUGCUCACUCGGAGUAGCUCCGAAAUCUAGCAUUUAAGCGGACCAUUUGUAUAAUUAUUACGAAUCAAAAGUAUAUAUUCCCCUCAAGUGGACAAAGUUAAACAAUUUGGAUUAUUAUUUUCUAGCUAUGUGUAAAGUAUCCACUAGAACAAGAACAACCCAAGCGAAAGUCGUUGCAUUUUUAGUACGUUUUUGUUAUAAAAUGUUACAUUUAUGUUUUAUUUUUCCCAGUAUAAAUAUAUCGUAUGUAAAGUAUAUAAAAAAAAGUUCAUUAAAAAAUUACACAUACUCUUUA